This is a messenger RNA of Miscanthus lutarioriparius, 1443 nucleotides long. NCBI's taxonomy places the organism in Eukaryota, Viridiplantae, Streptophyta, Magnoliopsida, Poales, Poaceae. The record is from the annotation of a GenBank genome assembly.
AUGAGGCUGCCCUGCUGCUGCGCCGUUAUAUACGCCAGCUCCCAAACCCGGGUGGCCGGGUCCUCCCGCGCUCGUCUCAUCCCCGCAAUACACCCGACACCCAACAUAACGGCCGUGCGCCGCGCGAAAACAUGCACCGCCUCGGCGCCUCCCCAGGCCGGCGCGAAUUUGAACCCGUGGCGCUGCACGCUUUCGCGAUCAUCGGCCAUGUGCACCCCAGCGGCGGGCGCGCGCGCGUGCACCUCAACGUUGGCGGGCGGGUCGCGCCGGCGGGCGGCGGAGCGCGCGGCGGCAAUACUUCAUCGACGCGACCCGGCAUGCUUAGCGGUGCUGCUGGACCUCCUCCGCGCGGGCGGGCUCCACGUGCCCCGGUGUCCCCGAGGCGGCGCUGUACCGCGAGGCACUCUACUACGGCCUCCUCGACCGCGUCGUCGCGCCGCGCGCUGGGGGACUUCGGCGGCGACCGCCUCCGCCUGUCCGCGUCCGUGCCGGGCGCGCGCGCCGGGGCAACACGGCAGUCCGCGCGGCGCCCGGCGGCGGCUGCUGCGUGGCGCCUGGCGGCCCCGUGCGCGUGUACAACUGGAUGCUCGACGAGCGCCGCCCGUGUACUACCCCGGCCGCGCGGGAGCGCCCGGCCGCCGCGGUGACGACGGCGGCGUGGCCGCCUUCUCCGCGCUCACGGGCGGCCUGCGCCACCGCUUCCGCGUCGCGCACGAUCGCCAGCCCAGGUCGUUCACCGCCGGCGCGCUGGCCGUUGACGACGGAGGAGGCUGCCGCGUCUUCGCGAGCUGCAAGGGCCGGUUCAACGAGUACGGCAUCGGCGUCUGGGACGCGAACACGGGCGAGCAGGCUGACUUCUUCUACGAGCCGCCCGGCUGCGCGAUGGGCGACGCGGACAGGCUCCAGUGGCUCGACGGCACCAGUACGCUCAUGGUGGCCACCAUGUUCCCGCGGACCGACUCCUCCUUCAUCAGCCUACUCGAUUUCCGGGACAAGAGCGUCGUCUGGUCGUGGUCCGACGUCGGCACGCCGGCGUCGCUCGAGGACAAGCACGCCGUCCAUGCCGUCGUGAUGGAGGACGGGAGGUCCGUGUGCGUGAUCAACCAGUACGACAACCUCGGGUUCCUCGACCUCCGGAGCAGCGCCGGCGGCGUGCGAUGGCGGUCGCGGAGCAAGGUGGCGACGGGCGGGAAGACGAAGGCGCUCAUCAGCGAGGAGGUUUGCUAUCCGAAGCUCGCCACGUACGGCGGUCAGCUGUUCGCGUCGACGGGAGACACCGUCUCGGUGUUCAGCGGACCCGACCACGUGCUGACGUCGACGUUGCGCGGCAGCCAAGGCGGCGCCAUCUGCGACUUCUCCAUCGGCGGCGACCGCCUCUUCGCCCUGCACAGUGAGGAAAACGUUUUCGACGUCUGGGAGACGCCGCCGCCGGCGAUCAUCUGA